Molecule: messenger RNA, 1161 nt
Organism: Culex pipiens pallens (northern house mosquito)
Lineage: Eukaryota; Metazoa; Arthropoda; Insecta; Diptera; Culicidae
Product: probable serine hydrolase
Exons: 2
Coding region: 97-1161 (354 amino acids)
Source: RefSeq, a predicted model, not a curated record
ACCUAAUACCACCAGAAUAAUCACGAGAUAAGUUUAUACUAGCGACUCAUUUUGAGGUUUAACUUUGAUCAGUUACCAGGAGUUUGAGAAUAAGACAUGGAGGAACCGCAUCCGAUGAUGAAACUUGUUGAUCUUCACAACAAUGAAUGCAAUGCCAUCGAAGUCGAGAUCAACAUCCCGUACGGAAAGAUCGCCGGCAAAUGGUUUGGUCCCCGGGACGUCAAACCGAUUCUGUGCCUCCACGGCUGGUUAGACAACUGUGGAACCUUCGAUAGGUUGAUUCCUCUUCUUCCAAAAGAGCUGAGUUUCCUCGCAAUCGACUUCCCCGGACACGGUCACUCGUGCCGCAUACCCGACGGCAUGGCUUACCAUCAGAUCGAUCGAGUUAUGGUGAUCCAGUACGUGAUGAACGAGUACGGUUGGGACCGGGUGGCCCUCAUGGGGCACUCGAUGGGCGCAUCCGUAGCGUUCACCUACGCGGGAUUGUUUCCCGAAAAGGUCGAGCUGGUGAUCGGGCUGGACAACUUUAGACCGGUUAGGUAUAGUCCGGGGAGGUUCCUCAAGUAUGCCGGAAGCAUGGCGGUUAAGAUUUUGCAGGUGAAUUCGGAUGAGCGUAGGAAUUCCGAACCUCCGCUGUACACGUACGAAGAAAUGGUUGAAGCACUGCACAAAGGAUCUUACCAGUCGGUAUCCCGGAAGUACUGUCCGUACCUGCUGCAGAGGAACAUUUCAAGGUCCAAAAAGUACCCGGAAAAGUACUACUUCAACUAUGCCAGAAUGCUAAAGUACGAUCAAAUUCCGGGUUGGACCGACGAAGCGACGGUUACGUUGCUCAAGCGAAUCCGCGUUCCUCAGCUGGUGAUCCAAGCUACGGAAUCGCGAGAUCCGGGAUCACGGGCUGCGUUCAACACGGUUGUGAAGGUACUUGGCGAGGAGAAUGCGUCGUUUCAGGUUGAGUAUCUGAAAGGAACUCAUCACGUUCAUCUGAACCAGCCGGAAGUGGUGACGCCGGUGAUAACGGAUUUUCUGCUGAUGUAUUGGUCAGCUGGUGAUCCCGGACAAUGUGGUAAAGUUACGAGCAUAGCGUUGUUUUGCUACACCAAAAGACUGUUGAUAAACAUUACAGUCAAAAGACUGACAGAACUUGAAAAAACCAACUAG